AUGAAAGAUAUAUCUAUAGAUCCGAAGGUAUUGUCCUUCGUCCAGUCACAAUCCACUGUCCCAUUAAGUCCUUCAAAACGAAGUAACAUACCCCAGCAUGAUAUGAAAGCAUUGGAGUCAUCAUGUCUCCUCUCAAUCAAUACCCAUAUACUGAAUGGACUGGCUAUUUCUAAUAUCCAAUUAAUGAAUAUGAAUUUCAAUUGUUUAUAUUUAAUCUAUCAGAACAAUGGAGAACUUUUGAUUGGAAUAAUAAAGAAGCAUCAACUAUAUGUUGUCAAAUUACUUGAAUCAAAACAAGUUGAAGAAGCUAUAAACCAAUUGAUACUGAUAUUCCAACAAAUAUGCAAUGUCUUAGAUAUUAAAACCAGCACAAUUGAUGUGGAUACAAUCUUAUUAGGAGUGCCUCAUACAGACGUUAAUGACGAUCAAAUCGUACAAAUUGUUAAUUCCUUUCAUCUUUUCGUUUUACAAAGCGUACUACAAUAUGCUUCCAAAAACUUCAAGUCAAUAAUAACCAAUACAGAUAGCAUAGUUCAAUUAGCAUCAUUAAAGAUAGUUCCUGAAUUGUUUUUGCAUGGUAGUAAUUUUCGAAAGUGGUUAGUGAUGAUGAUUGUUAGUUCGGAUAAAUAUCAUAGAAACUGUAUAAAAAUGCUUCAAGGUUACAUCAAAGUAUUUUCAAUUAUCAAACUUGAAAAAUUCGCUGCGUUGAAAUCAUGUUUUCAAUUGAAACUUAUGGAGUAUACAAAAGACUUUGACAAGUUGGAUGAAAUACAAGUUUUUCCGGAAUUAAUACCGUACCUAAACGAUUCAAAAAGUAUUCCAAAUAUUGAAAGACUAAUCGCAAAACUCGAUCCUGCCGCUCAUAGUGAUAUUCUACAUCUAUUGGAAAAUUGUACGACUAUCGAUGCGGUACAUAGCCUUCAGAUUAAAUUGUUGGGUUCUGCAAAGCUUAUAGAUGAUCAGAAGUUAUUGAAAACCAUGACAACGAUAAAGUUAAGAAAUGAUUGCGUUGGACAGAAUCUCGCACUUGCGUUGUCCUCCUUCUUUGCCCAUGCUUCUACUGGACUGACACUGUGGCUGCCAUUACAUCUUCUGGUCCUUGAUUUAUUAACCAUAUAUGCUCGUGAUUCAUUGCAGUCCAACAUAGUAUUUACUGGCAUGGAACAGAUGUUACAGAAUUUAUAUGUUGCAUUACUGAAAUUCAAGCAACUUAAAAGAAUACGAAACCUUUCAAACUUGCUGUUUAAUAUAGGUAAUAGAUCCAAUAGUAGUACAUGGUGGCAGCUCUCCAUUAGAAUGGAAUGCUUUAUUAUGGACUUAGAACGUACAGAACAAAACUUCAAACAAUUAUCAAGCAAAUUUCAUAGAUUGGCAAAUUCUAUAGAUGAUUGCUCAGAAGGGUUAAAACUGUUUUUAAAAUGCAAUCAGACUUUUGUGGAUAAAUAUGAUUAUGAACAAAUUGUGCAUGAUAAAUUAACUAUCCAAGCAAUAUGCAAGAUGUUUACUACACGCCCGGAACUAGCUGUAACCUUAAAUGCACUCGAAGAUAAAUUCAAAUCGAGUAUUACAUGCAGAAUGUUUGAUGUUUUUGAAAGAACCAAUGAUGCAGCUCUGAAAACCAUUGUCUGUAAUGCUAUUAUGAAGAAUUUAUCUUUUGUUGAUGAAUACUACGAGCAAAGAGUUCAAUAUAGAUAUUAUGAUAUAAAUGGCAUUGACAACUAUUUACAAUUGAGUAUCUCCUCGUCCGCCAAUUCCUUGAUUCUUGCAGGGUUUCAAGUUCAAAAGUUGAUGAAUUUUGGCUGGGAUGAGCUUGUUCUUGAGGAAUGUAUAUACAACGUACAAUCUUGGCUAAGUCAUAGGCAUACUAAUCUAUCAUCAUUUGAGGUUCAGAUUUUAAACCAAGUGUUGGCAUAUUUCAAGUAUAAUGGGUUAACGGGAAAGAUAAUUCAAAUAAUCGAACUUUGCAAGAAUAAUCAAACUCUUACUCCUGAACUAUUGGUCUUAUUGGAUUCGGAACUAUCUCAAGCGUUAACAAAGUUAUCUUUGCACAUCCAGUGUGCUGAAUCACUUACCGAAUUGAACAAACUGUUGAAACAACAGAAUUUGACCACUUUAAGAGAAGCCAUAAACUUCAAUCUACUUCAGCUUGAAUAUUGUAUUGAAUCAAAGAACGUCACCAAAGCAAGAGAAAUGUUUUCCAAAGUAUUAAAAACAUUCCAAUCGAGACAAGAAUUCAAGCUAGACGGGACUAGUAAGUUCCCUGUCGAACAAAGGUUCCAAAAUUUCCUUCUUGUAGGGAGAUUCCAAUUACUUGCAGCAAAAUUGAAUCAAGCAUUGAACUUACCCGUGGAAGCCUUUUUAAAUGCCAAGUUGGCAAUACAGUUAUCUGGCUCAGUUAUCAAGAAAAGUGGACCAAACAUACAAAAAAGGACUUUUAAUGAGUUGAAAUGGGGAAUCACACAUUUACUCUUUCAAUCAUAUAAUAUGAUAGUUGAUCUACUUGGACAAUUAGGUAUCUCAAGAGAUAUUCCGUUUUAUUUGAGAGAGUUCAAGAAAGUGAAUGACGCAAACAUGAUUCCUGUGGUUAAUUGUGUUAAUAGCUUCAGAAUGGGAAUCGAUGGAAUUAUCAUGAAGAAUGAGAGUUAUCGCGAGCAUUUGCAAUCAGCAGAAAAUCUUGCCUAUGAAAUUGUGAGUGGUAACUUUACAACCCAGCAAUAUCGUUGCUUUGCCAAUCUGUUGUUGAGAACUGCAAAGCAUGAAGAAGUUCAAUAUCCCAAAUUUUCGUCGUGGCAGGAUAUCCCCUUUUUGAACAAUUUAUAUGAAUUGGAAUCUAAUAAAGAGAUAGAGUGGAAGUAUUUAUAUGGCACGUUUUUGAAUAUUCCAGUGCAAAUAGAGUCCAACAAUAAAGAUGUAUUAUCGCAAGUGAUUGAUUUCAAAAAUGAGCUUGCAUUUUGUGAAACUUUACUUUCUGAACAUGCACUAUUGACUAAUAUGAAGUCUACCGUCAAGUUCCUUCCUGCUGUAUGCCAAGGUACGGUGCAUCCCACACCUCAACAAAUUGAAAUUCUCAACAAAUUGGUUGGUUUGAAAUCCAGAAUUCUUAGUGUAUCGACUAUUCGUCUUCCGAUUUUUGUGUACAGAGAUUUAACAUAUUUGUUGCAUAGAUGCUUAUGUCUCAUUUCUUCAAUGACAAUUUUCAAGAAUGAUGGUAACUUGCUUGAAGAUGUGUAUUUCAGGCAAGAUUGGCUCAAUACUACAAUGUUCAAUAAUGAAAGAGAGUUGAAUGAAAAUGACAGAGCUGAUUUACUACCCAAACAUAUAACCGAGCCAAAUAUUAAGCAAUUGGACGAAAUGUGCACAAACUUCCAUGUCGAUUUGAAUCUUUAUUUACCUUCCAGCUGGUCAAUCGUAACCAUUGAUAUUUGCUCACAUACUGGAGAUUUGUUAAUAUCUAAAAUCAAGAAAGGUAAUUCACCUGUUUAUGUUAGGUUACCACUAUCAAGAUUUGAUACAAGAGAACCAACAGAAAAGGUACUUACUUUUGAAGAAUUGAAGGACAAAUUCAACACCAUUAUACAAGAGAGUGAUCUUUCUACAAAGCAGAUCACUACAUCUAAAGUUGUCACUAAGGAAGAUAGAAAGAGUUGGUGGAAGUUGAGGUUUGGAUUAGAUUAUAGAUUAGAGAGCAUCUUAAAUUAUGUCGAAAAGUAUUGGAUUGGUGGAUUUUCUGGAUUAUUUGCGAAUUUUGACGAAGGUACUUUGUUUACCAAAUUCAGGCUGGAUUUAUUAAACUUGUUGGCUAGAUAUUUACCAACUAGAAUAGGUCAAUCACCGUUGGUUGAAUUUGAUGAUGCUAUUAUUAGAUCAAUUUACUGUUUAGAAAGGUACUCUCGUGAAGCAGUUGAUGAUUUACUUUAUUUCUUAAUUGAUAACUUGAAAUUCCACGGAGAAAACAAUGAAUAUGAUUCAAUAAACUUUGAAAAAUUACAUGCCUCAUUUAAGCUUUUGAUAGAUAAGUACAAUAGCUUGAGAUUCAAAAAUUCGAAAGAGCAUCUUGUGCUCAUUCCAAGCUCCAAAUGUUCAUUUUUUCCCUGGGAAUCUUUAGGAUUCCUUAAGUCAAAGUCAGUGACAAGAAUGCCCUCGGUGUCAAUGUUAAUUGAAUUACUUAAAUCACAGUCAAAUCUUUCAAUAGAGGCAAAUUCUGAUUUAUAUUACUUGAUUAACCCUGGUGGAGAUUUAGUUAGGUCUGAAGAAAGAUUCAAGCAAUAUUUUGAGCUGAAAGGUUUGUGGAAAGGAAUAGUCGGAAGAAAGCCUGAUCCAGAUAUGAUACUUCAAGACAUCACAAAUUCUCAAUUGUUUAUCUAUAUAGGUCACGGUGGCUGUGAUCAAUACUUUAGGGUCAAUUCAUUAUUCAAGAUGUGCUUGAAAUCUAACAAACGUCUUCCACCUAGUUUGUUGCUCGGUUGUUCCUCGGGUGUAUUACAAGAUAAUGGGCUUUUUGAACCUUCGGGUAAUAUUUACAAUUGGCUCAUUUGUAAGGCUCCUAUGGUGUUGGUUAAUCUUUGGGAUGUGACUGAUAAGGACAUCGAUACAUUCACUAUGUCGGUGUUUGAAAAUUGGGGUUUGAUUCAUCCUCUGACGAAGACAGUUGAUUUUGCAGAAGCUGUGAAAAUGAGUAGAGAUCGAUGUACGUUGAAUUAUUUAAACGGGGCCGCACCAGUCGUGUAUGGACUCCCCCUAAUGUUAGAAUGA
Molecule: messenger RNA, 4752 nt
Organism: Hemisphaericaspora subhashii
Lineage: Eukaryota; Fungi; Ascomycota; Pichiomycetes; Serinales; Debaryomycetaceae
Gene: ESP1
Product: separase
Exons: 1
Coding region: 1-4752 (1583 amino acids)
Biological process (GO): meiotic chromosome separation; proteolysis
Cellular component (GO): cytoplasm; mitotic spindle pole body; nucleus
Molecular function (GO): cysteine-type endopeptidase activity
Source: RefSeq, a predicted model, not a curated record